Messenger RNA from Chondrus crispus (carragheen), 147 nucleotides. RefSeq lists its product as hypothetical. NCBI's taxonomy places the organism in Eukaryota, Rhodophyta, Florideophyceae, Gigartinales, Gigartinaceae. The record is from RefSeq and is a predicted model, not a curated record. Bases 1 to 147 code for a protein of 48 amino acids. The transcript has a single exon.
AUGCCCGUGAUCUUGUACACGUGUCCACGUGGACUCGUGCCAGGAAUGCCAGAAUGUAACCAACCUUACGGUGACCCCACCGCGCCUUGCCCAAAAUCGCAAAAAGCAGACAGUUGUCCUCCGGUAAUUGGAUCUACUAUCUUUUAA